Kluyveromyces marxianus DMKU3-1042 is the source of this 591-nucleotide messenger RNA. RefSeq names its product Emc10p (gene EMC10). Lineage: Eukaryota; Fungi; Ascomycota; Saccharomycetes; Saccharomycetales; Saccharomycetaceae. The record is from RefSeq and is a predicted model, not a curated record. Bases 1 to 591 code for a protein of 196 amino acids. The transcript has a single exon.
AUGAAUUUACAAGGAAUCGUUACUGUUUUGCUGUGUCUUAUAAGUUUUGCUCUCGCAAACUUAGAGGUAUCGGGUGACUUAUAUCUUAUUGAUGAUUUUGGCAGCAGAUUAGAGCUUGCGAAGCUGAGCAGCACGCCAGAAGAUGCCGGCAAUGGUAUAGAUAUUAGUUUGGAUAGCCUGGCUGCUAGUUAUGAGGCUGGUAACUACAGAGUGUGUGCGAACUUAGGAGAUUACUAUAACGAGUGCUUUUCAUAUUUGACCAUUGAACAGCCAUUGGCAUAUCAAUUGAAGCUCGAAACAGUUGGUAAUGAGCUAAUUCGCAUGUCACUGGAGAAAAGCAGUGGUGUAAAUGGUAUUGAGGGGGUAAUAGAGGAAAUUCAGCAAGGUGUAGUGCCAGAAACGAUUAAAUUGAAGAAGCGUACGAUGACAUACGAAGAAAAGAAGAAAGCAGAGAGUAGGGGCACUGGUACUGCUGCAUUCGAGGAGGAUAUAGUAGAGGAGGAUCAGAAAACGUUUGUGCAAAAGAACUGGAAGUUCAUUGUCGUUGGGUUGUUGGUGUAUGUUUUCAUAGCGAAUAGUUCGCAACAAUGA